Molecule: messenger RNA, 2035 nt
Organism: Folsomia candida
Lineage: Eukaryota; Metazoa; Arthropoda; Collembola; Entomobryomorpha; Isotomidae
Product: catalase
Exons: 8
Coding region: 187-1956 (589 amino acids)
Biological process (GO): hydrogen peroxide catabolic process; response to hydrogen peroxide
Cellular component (GO): peroxisome; cytoplasm; mitochondrion
Molecular function (GO): catalase activity; heme binding
Source: RefSeq, a predicted model, not a curated record
UUACGUACAGCUUAUCUUCCGUUCAUUGAAUUUUGUAAUGGCUCCUUGUUCUAUUAUCCGUCGUCGUCAUAAAAGUUUGAGGGUGCAUUUGCUGGUUAAAUAAAUUGGUCCAAUUUCAGUAGAACAAUAUCAUUUUGUGGGUGACACUAGUAGGAAUCAGUCAAGUUAGGUAUCCCACGCAGCAUAAUGAAGGCAUCGUCCGCAGUGCUAUUGACACUGGCUAGUUUCGUGAUUCAAGUUGCAUACACGUAUUGUCCAGGUCAAGUUUCUAACUCGUGUGAGAAAGCAUCUCCGUCAAAAUCUCAACUUCCAGAAUGGGCACAUAUUCAUAACCAUUUAACACAAAAUCCUGCAACUGCAACUAAUCAGGAAGGAAUCCCCAUGCCAAGUCUGGUCGCCUCCCAGGCAAUUGGAACUCGAGGUCACAUCCUUCUCCAGGAUGCAUUCCUACUCGAAAAGACUGCCAGUUUCAAUCGAGAACGAAUUCCUGAACGUGUUGUCCACGCCAAGGCUGCAGGAGCGAUGGGGUUUUUUGAAGUAACACACGACGUCAGUAUGUUUACCAAGGCGAAACUCUUCAACAAUAUUGGUAAAAAGACAAACGUCGCUGUACGAAUUUCCACCGUAGGUGGAGAAUCAGGUUCCGGGGAUACGUGGGUGGAUCCAAAGGGAUUUGCUACCAAGUUUUAUACGGAGGAAGGAAUUUAUGAUCUCGUCGGGAACAACAUUGAAGUCUUCCCCAUUCGAGAUCCCAUGCUAUUUGCUGAUUUAAACAGAUCUCGCAAACGAAACCCAGCCACCCAUUUACGUGACGCCACGAUGUGGUUUGAUUUUACUUCGCUUCGUCCCGAGUCUGCCCUCCACACCCUUCGCCUGUUCUCUGACGAAGGUUCUCCCAACGGCGUUCGCGUCAUAAAUGGUGCCGGAGUCCACACCUUUAAAUGGGUCAACGCAACCAAUAACCCAGUUUACAUUAAAUAUCACUGGAUUUCAAACCAACCCUGGGACUUCUUAUCGAAAGAAGAAGCUACUCGAUUAGCUGGAGUAAACCCUGACUACUCCAUCCAAGACUUGUACGAUGCCAUCGCUCGAGAAGAGUACCCCUCGUGGGACCUGCAUGUCCAAAUUAUGACCUUUGCUCAGGCCGAUGCUCAUCCUCAAAAUCCCUUCGACAUCACGAAACACUGGCGCCGAGAGGACUAUCCUCUCAUUCCGGUGGGAAAGAUGACUCUAAAUCAAAACCCGACUGAUUACUUUUCUCAGGUUGAAAUGGCUGCUUUCUCUCCGGCUAAUAUGGUCCCCGGAGUCGAGCCUUCUCCUGACCGUAUGCUCCACGCCAGGAUGUUCUCUUAUCAGGAUGCUCAGCGAUACCGACUUGGGGUCAAUUUUGCCCAAUUGCCCAUCAACCAGGCUACCUCUCGGGUGGAAAAUUAUAUGAGGGAUGGUCCCAUGUGUUACAGUGAUAAUGGUGAAGGAGGACCAAAUUACUUUCCUAACAGUUUCGGGGGGUUGGAUGAAGGUGGGAGUGAAACGGACCAAACAGUUUUCCCUGCCACGGGGGACGUUGACCGGCUCGACACCGGGGAUGACGACAAUUUUAGCCAGUGCGUCCAAUAUUUGCAGUUGGACUUGAAUUCCGAAGAGAAACAACGACUGGCGGAUAACUUGGCGGCGCAGUUAGUAAACGCGGCUGAGCCGGUGCAACAAACGUUUUUGCAAAAUGUGGCUUAUAAAAUUACUAAAGAAUUUGGCGAUUCGAUUACCGUUGCUUUGCAAAAUGUAAAUAAUCCUCCUACUACUACUAAUCCUCCUACUACUACUAAUCCUCCUACUACUACUAAUCCUCCCACUACUAUUUCUACUACUCCCUCAGGGGGGUCUAAUUUAGCAAACACGACAUGGAUAUUGGUCAUAGUCAUGGCAUUAUCAAUAUCGAUAGGAUAUCAGCAGGGUUAACAAUAUUAUUUAGGUUAAAUUUUACAACAAGAUUUCAACGUUAUUAAAAUAAAAAUUAAAGAAAAGCCUUGAUUUCAUA